AAAUCUAGGCUGCUGUACCAAACCAUGAGGUUUUACUCCUCUUAAUUUAUUUAAUUAUUAAUUAAUUAUAGUACUACAAACAUGUGUUCUUCCCAUCACAGCCUUUAAAAGCAGUGGCAAAACCAACAAACACACCAUUUAGACAAGCUUUCUUUGUUCCUUAUUUUCCACUCCACUAAGCUACAUACCAACCAAACCUAAUUUCAAAUGGCUGCAGCCAAGCCACCAUCUGAUCAACAAGUUCCUCCUGGAUCAGAAGAAACUCUCAAGUAUCAGACAUGGGUUUUGAAAGUCUUGAUCCAUUGUGAUGGCUGCACAAAAAGAGUCAAGAAAAUUCUUCAAGGAAUUGAAGGGGUUUACAAAACAGAAAUUGAUUCUCAGGCGCACAAGGUUACCGUUACGGGUAAUGUUGCCGCCGAGACUCUCAUCAAGAAGCUUUCAAGAUCAGGGAAAUCAGUAGAACUUUGGCCAGAAAAGCCUCCUGAGAAGAAAGAUAAUAAGAAAGACAAAAAGUCUUCAAAAUCAAAAGAUGAAACUGAAAAUAGUACUAAUAAGGAGAAAGAAGGCCAAAAAAAUACUGAACAAGUUGGUGAAAUUAGUCAUGAUCAUCAAGGUUGUAUAGAUGAUGAUGGAGGUGAUGAUGGUGAAGAAGAUUCAGAUCAAGAUCAUAAAGAAGGUAAUAAUAAUAAUAAUGGUGAUAGUAAUAAAAGUGAAGGUGGUGCUAAAAAGAAGAAAAAAAAGAAAAAGAAGAACAAAAGUGGCUCUGUUACUCCUAAUAAUGGAGGAGGAGAAAAAGUGAUUAUUGGUACAGAAACAAUUGAUGCACCAGUUGCAAUUCCCAAGGAAAUGAUUAUGCCACCACCACCUCAAGUACUUCAGCAGCAUGGUACUUAUAACCCAUAUCAACCACAUAUGUACUAUUCACACCCUCCUCUCACUCCAGCACCACCACCAUAUGGUUUAAGUUAUAACACAUCAUAUCCUGUUUCUACCACUUCUUCUUAUUAUGUUGGUGCUCCUGUCAUGCCUAUGCAUGCUAAUUAUGCUAGACUCCCUCCACCUCCUCCACCAUCUCAUCCAACCAAUAACUAUGGUUAUCAUAAUGAUCAUGAAGAAUAUGAAGGUGGAUAUUGCUCCAUUAUGUGACACAUACUACAAAGUGAAUGAUGAUGGUGAUGGUGAUGGUGAUGAUGAUGUUGUGUAUUAGUUGUUAGUGUUGUUGGUUGUUAAUUAGUGCUAAUAGUGAGGGAAAGUGGAGUUGAAUUUUGUAUUAUGCGCGAAGAAAAUAGAAAUUACUAGUAAGUGUAGUUGAUAAAAAAAAAGGUUUGGAUCUUCUGCAAUCUCUGUGUGGCAUAAAUUGCAGAGUCAUUGAAUCUUUUAAAUUCAGAUAUAAUGACUCUGCAAUAGCUGCACUGAAUGUUACAGAAGAUCUCGACUCGAAAAAAUGUGGACACAAGGACAAAAAUUAAAGAAAAGCAGAGUGUUUGGUGCUUGAUGGUAUGGUGGGUCUUCAUUGCUUUGUCCUUUGGGUAGCUCUUUAAUUUUACUUCUUUUUAAUAACUUGUAAAAAAGUAGAGUUUUUUUGGGUUUGCUAAAAAAGGACCAAUACAGCAUUCUAAUGCUCUGCAAUUUGUAGGACCAAAAUCUAUCUUUCCUUCUCUAUCUUAUGUGUAAAGUAUAUUUUCAUGUACAAAGUUUUCUUUUCUUAA
This is a messenger RNA of Trifolium pratense (red clover), 1709 nucleotides long. Its product is annotated as heavy metal-associated isoprenylated plant protein 36-like. Gene Ontology annotation, molecular function: metal ion binding. NCBI's taxonomy places the organism in Eukaryota, Viridiplantae, Streptophyta, Magnoliopsida, Fabales, Fabaceae. The transcript is spliced from 3 exons. The coding region runs from base 208 to 1146 and encodes 312 amino acids. The record is from RefSeq and is a predicted model, not a curated record.